Messenger RNA from Magnolia sinica, 1672 nucleotides. Its product is annotated as protein DMR6-LIKE OXYGENASE 2-like. The record is from RefSeq and is a predicted model, not a curated record. Gene Ontology annotation, molecular function: dioxygenase activity. Lineage: Eukaryota; Viridiplantae; Streptophyta; Magnoliopsida; Magnoliales; Magnoliaceae. The coding region runs from base 106 to 966 and encodes 286 amino acids. The transcript is spliced from 3 exons.
AACAUUAUCGCACUGUCCGUUGAAACACCUCUCACUUUCUCGAUUAGAUAGAGAGAGAGAAAGAGAGCACCUCUCAUUCUCUCGAUUAGAUAGAGAGAGAGAGAGAUGGGUUGUGAGGUUGAUUGGGCGUUCAUCCAGGCCGUAGAACACAGGCCCAAGCCCACAAUCAUCGAGGCGGGCGGAAUUCCGCUGAUCGAUCUCUCACCGUUGAAUUCUGUCGGUCCCGAUGGCCCGCAGUCCCUUUCGGGCCUCAUCGCAGAGGUGGGGUCCGCCUGUAGGGACUGGGGCUUCUUCCAAGUGAUCAACCAUGGCGUGCCGUUGGAUCUUCAGGACCAAAUCAAAUCGGCAUCGAAAGAUUUCUUCGCACUGUCGCCGGAGGAGAAGCGGAGAGUACGACGCGACGAAGUGAAUCCACUGGGCUACUACGAUACCGAGCAUACCAAGAACGUGAGAGAUUGGAAGGAGGUUUUUGAUUUUGCUGUCCAAGAUCCAACGGAGAUCCCAGCUUCCCAUGAGGCUGAUGAUCAAGAACUGCAGGAGUUGAGGAAUCAAUGGCCCACCUAUCCUCCUGAAUUGAGAGAAGCAUCCACGGAAUACGCUCGAGCCGUGGAGAAGCUAGCAUUCAAGUUACUUGAGCUCAUCUCACUGAGCUUGGAUUUGCCGGCCGAUCGGUUGAGCGGUUUCUUUGGAGAACAAACGAGCUUUAUCCGUCUCAAUCACUACCCUCCUUGCCCUGCCCCACACCUCGCCCUGGGUGUUGGUCGCCAUAAGGAUGCUGGAGCUUUAACUGUCCUUGCUCAAGAUGAUGUGGGUGGACUUGAUGUGAAGCGAAAAACAGAUGGUGAGUGGGUCAGGGUCAAGCCAAUACCGGAUUCUUACAUCAUCAACAUCGGCGACAUCAUUCAGUUUUGCAAGAGUCCAGGAGCUCUGCCAACUGCAAGAGAAACAGCAUAUUCAAAAGAAUGAUGUGAGCACCUAAGAUACACACACUAUCCAUCGAUCGUCGUCCUGUUUUUCCCCUAUUGCGCCUUCCGACACGUUCAUCCUUCCAACAAGAUCUUACCAUGGCCACACUUAAGCUGCACUAGAUAUCUUGUUAGGCAGAGAUCAGAAGUGGCUAGUCCAGUGGGCCUUUAUCCAUGCGCUCGACCAUGGGAUUGUCCAAUCUUCGGUGCAAGCUUGCAGGCCUCUGCAAUCAUCUUGCAAUUGCAUGGAUGCUACAAUGAAAUAAUAUAUCCUAUGAGAAAGAGCAUUCAGUUUUCUGGUUAAUAGCCCAAGUGGAGCUCUUCCACAGAAUGUGAUGAGCACCGGGUUGUCCACAUGGUGGCUAUUCAAACCAUUUCACAAUGGCAGGGGUUUAUCUGCUGUACGUUUUGAUCCAGACCAUCCAACUGACUGAUUGAAGGAUCAUAAACUUCAAAUUAAUGACUAUCAAAUUCACUUAGAUGGUCUGAGCCAGAACUCAACCAGAGAAUUCAGAUGGUUAUGAUUGGCCAAUCAAUGUGAUUUGCAUAUUAUGAUUGGCCUAUCAAUGGUAUGCAUUUUUAAUUGAAAUCUGCAGAUCAGUAACAUAUUGUAAUCGCAUCGUGCCCCUUAAAUACCUCUAUGUAUAUGGUGUCCCUUAAACAUAGUAUUUGUGAAAAAAAAGGAAGGCUGGUGAUAUGUUAUUUGA